CCUUGGCGCCCAAAGUUUAAACACUGCACUUCUAAGUCCUAACAUCAUUUCUUUCUCCCUCUCACUUUCUCAUCGCCAUUUUUUCACAAAAAUCGCAGAAAAUGUACAACUACGAAACAAAUUUCUCAGCAAAUUCAAUUCCAGAAUCUUCAAAUCCUCCAUUAUCAUCAUCUUCAUCUUCAUCAUGUAAUCAAGGUCAUCGUUCUUCUCUCAUCCUCGAAACCGAAGAAGGAGGUUGCAUUUGCUUGCUUUGCUUCACAAACCUAAUCUCAAACCCUAAUUCUCCUACUUUUCAUGUCUCUUACGCUUUCUCUCAGCUAUCUCAUGCUGUUUCUCAACCAUCUUUUCUCUCUCCUCUUCUUUCUUACCAUUUUCAUCUCAUUCUCUCUCCUCUCGUUCACUCUCUUUCCUCCUUCGAUGACGAACAAAUAUGUCGACAAGUCAAUGAUCUUGUGUCCGAUCUCUCUGAUGUUGGUGGUUUUUCGGUUUCCGCUGAUUUUGUAUCCAGAAUUGCUGAUGUUUUAUCCUCAGGUGAAUUCUGUUGGAGCCGACGUCAAUUUUACUUGCUACAUUGUCUGGGAGUUCUUUUGACACGUCAAACAGAUACUUAUGGUUGUAUCAAAGAUAAAACUGUAUUGAUCAACAACCUAGUGACCGGUCUUCAGUUUCCAAGUGAAGAAAUGCGAGGGGAGAUUAUGUUUGUCUUAUACAAGAUAUGUAUCCUCCAGUAUUCCAGUAAAGACGAGGAAGGUGCUGAUAUAUUGCUUGAGUAUUGUCCCAUGAUCUUGCAGUUAUCAUUGGAUGCACUUAUGAAGAUUCAAAGGGAUGAUGUUCGCUUGAACUGUUUAGCCCUUUUAAAGGUGUUGGGACAAAGAGGAUUCCUUGCAAGAACAUUUUCAAGUGAAGUCAACAUGGAUACCUGCGAAGCUGAUGACUAUUCUCAAACCUCCAACGGUGAAGCUAAUGGCAGUUCUAUGAGUAGAUUAUUUGCCGAGGCUAUAAAGUCUCCAUUGCUCUCCCCUGAUAUUCAAGUUCAAACUUCUACACUAGACCUCAUCGUAAAUUGUUUGACAUGUGGGGAUUGCUCACUCAAGCAGAUUCAAGUCUUGGUGGAAGAAAAUCUUGCAGACUACAUCUUUGAAAUACUGAGGCUCUCAGAUAAUAAAGAUCAAAUUGUUAGCUCUUGCGUACAAGUUCUUAAUCUCUUAUCAACGGCCGAAGACACCUUCACGCAAAGGCUUUCCCUUGGGUUCUCUACUUUAGUCUCUGUUCUGCCUGGGGUAGUUGAAGUACCUUUUCAUCCUAUUCAGCCUCAGAUGCUAAAGCUCGUAUUGGAUGGCAUCUCUACUUCCCCUGGAGUAGUAUCUGCGAAACUUGUUGAAGCAAUAAGUAGUUCCUUGGCGCUAAUGCUAAAGAGAUACACUACUGGAGAGAUGGGUAUGCUUCCUGAAACAUUUAGUACCAUCUGUUCCAUUCUUGUUGCUCUUGUGAAAUCUCCUUCUGCUAGUGGAGCUUCAAUACUGAUGGCUACUGUAUCAGAAGCAUCAAGACAUGCAUUAUUGGCCUCAUUGAGCAUAAUUGACCUUAGUAGUUGCCAACUUCUGCAUUCUUUAUCUCUGCUGAAAGAAGCAUACUCGUUUAGUCAGAAAAUCAGCUCCACAAGUAACAGUCCAGAGAUGCAACUGAGGAAUUCUGUUAUAGAAAUAUGCCAAAAUCACAUAUUACCCUGGUUUACAACAGAAAUUAAUGGAUUAGAAGAGGAAAGUGUUUUGGGAAUAUUGGAGACCUUGCACAUUAUAUUGUCACAAGCUCAUGAUACUCAAGCCUUGCGACUCACACAUGCUCUACUUUCGAAUUCUUGGUUCAGCUUGUCUUUCAGAUGUUUAGGUCUUUACCCAAGUGAGAUUAUGAGAUUGAGGGUGUAUCUGAUGUUGAGUACAAUUGUCGAUAAUCUUCUUGGAGAUGAUUCUGGUGGACCCAUCCAAGCAGUUGCUUCUACUCUACCAACAGAUCCUGUUGAUCUUCUGUUUCUUCUUGGGCAGAAAAACAACUUCGAGCUGUCAUCUUGCCAGACUGCUAUACUGCAAAUACUAUAUAUCAGCUCAUUAUAUGACGAAAUGGUCGCUGACAAGAAGCUAAUUUUGACUUCACUGGAGCAAUUUAUGCUUGCCAAUAGCAGCCACUUGCUUUUUGGAUCUGCUGACUCAAAUGUUAUAAUCUAUUUGUUAAAUCUUUAUGCUCUAUGUAGAAGCUUUGCGAAGACAAAUUACCAAAUCUGUUAUAGUCCAGAUGCAGAAAAGAUUUUCUUCCAGCUGUUAGAGGAGCGAGAUUGGGAUUUAUCAUCUUGCAAUAUUCACCCGUCUUCUCUAAGAUGGCUGUUUCAACAGGAGCAAAUUACCAAAUCCUUGUCUAGCCAGAUCCUCAAACUCUGUCGAAAUAGUGGCUCAAAUGGGACUCUAGUGGACUCCAGUGUUCUUAAUUUUCAGGAUAUUGCGCUUUUAGCCUCUGUAGGAGACAACCUUUUACCAAAAGUAUUGGUCCUUUUGCUGAAACAGCAUGUUGGGGUAGAUAUGUUGCUAGAGGAUGUAAUGUCAUUGCUUCACUUCAUAUCAUUAGUUAUUAACGCCUUUCCGCAUGCUUCAGAUCAACUCUGCAUGCAUGGGAUGGACAAUGCAAUUCAGAAUCUGUGUUCAAAUAUGUUAUGCUCUUCCUCACUUGAGAAUGACAUGAUUGUUUCACGUUUUAUCUUCAUCAUUUUAUGUUCUGUGCAGUCUCAAACACUCUACUGUGAUGAAGCUUGGCUUGCAGUUAUCAUGAAGUUAUUGGAUUCCUUUGCUUUAAGAAUGAAGACUAAUGGAUGGACAGAAGAGCAUCUCUUAGUACUUGGUGUCCUUUCAUUGGUUUUGCAUCAUUCCACUCAUGGUGCACUUGUAGAAACUGCAAAGUUCAUACUUCUGAAUUCUUCUUUAGCCCCCCUAAUGCGAGCCACAUUUGAUGGGCUCUUUGUAAAUGGAUCCGCUUCAAUCGAGCAAGAAGAGGAAACGGACACUGAGCAAGCCUUAGUAUUUAUACUGUUAUUUAGCCACUUUUACCUAAGAAGUUUGCAAGUCGUUCUACCAGGAAACAUGGAUUGGCAGAAUUUUUUCUGUAUACCAGAAAAGACGUGCACACUUCCUUCAAUUGGAAUCCUUUGCCAGGAUGUAUGCAGGUUCCUGCAUUUUGGCUCAUCCCUGGUCAAAUUGGUUGCCUCGUAUUGCCUAAUUGAGUUGUUAAACGGAAUCACUGAUCAACAAAACGGUGUCAAUUGCAGCAUGGGGUAUUUAAGGUCCAUGGUUGCAAUAUUAGAAGGCCUAGUAUUCCACCAUGAUCUGCGAAUUGCCAUGAACUCUGGCCUCUGCCUAUCGAUGAUAUUCAGUUGGGAAGUACCCACAAGCUUAGUGAGAAACAACAGCUGGUGCAGGACAAUUGUAGAAGAACUAGCAAAAUCUUUGGCUGCUCCAUGUUCAGUGUCGACAUCAUUCAUGAAUCAUCACAGGCCUGCAGUGUACAUUACUAUAGCGCUUUUAAGAUCAAAGACUAUUCCUUCAUGGAUGAAUUCCGUGCUCAAUGAAGCCUGUGUAUCUGGUAUAAUUGAAAAUCUCUCUCCUAACAACAUAAGUGUUGAGGUGGUUCUCUUAUUUCAACAGCUACUUCUGUCAGCUUACCUGAAGUCUGAUCAAAUUGCCAAAAUAGAUCAUCUGCUUCAGGCAUGUCGAAGAUGUAUAUGCAUGGAAAAUAAUGAAGAUGAAUGCAUAGAAGAGAAUGGAAGGAAGGUAGUCACUAUGUCGAGCGACAUGGGAGAAGUUUGUGAGUUUCUACUUCAAAUAAUGUCUUCUGAAUCACAUCUGGAUAUCAAUACUGGCGGACAUCAUGCUAAAGCUAACAGAUUAAUGGAAGAAACAGACUUGUUUUCUAGGCUUGCUGCGGGAAAUAGAGAGGUUUGAGUAAUGAGUGAUAACGUAUAAGUUAGACUUCAUAUAGAAUUUAUGGUCAUGUUGGUGGGUUCAUUAUCAUUAUCCAAUCAGUUGAGGUUAUAUGGUAGUAAAUGUAUAUAAAAAUACAUUAUAAAGAUACGUGCUAGUGAGUAGCGACCUUAGUGCUUCAUAGAUCAGUUUUACUUUUUUAUAUGCUUCAAACGUUACACUUGUAAUAAUAAAUUGUUGUAAAUUAAAUGCAACACUUUCUCUU
Messenger RNA from Beta vulgaris subsp. vulgaris (sugar beet), 4227 nucleotides. Its product is annotated as protein PUTATIVE RECOMBINATION INITIATION DEFECT 1. The coding region runs from base 102 to 3983 and encodes 1293 amino acids. The record is from RefSeq and is a predicted model, not a curated record. Lineage: Eukaryota; Viridiplantae; Streptophyta; Magnoliopsida; Caryophyllales; Amaranthaceae. The transcript has 9 exons. Gene Ontology annotation, biological process: meiotic DNA double-strand break formation.